UAUAUAUAUAUAUAUAUAGUGAAUAUAUAUAUACACACAUCACAAGCACACACACACACACACACACAGUUAUCUAUAUGUGUCGAGCUAAAGAGAGAUAUACGUUUUAACCUAACAUUCGGCUAGUUAGUAGUUGAGUACUCAAACGACACGGGUAGCACCUUUAGCACAGUGAUUAUCGAGUGUGAUGUGAACCGCGGUGUGUCUCCCCUAGUUAAAAAAAGCGUUGAAGCUCAGUGAAAUUAUAUAUAUACAUAUAUAAAAACGGGUAAAAACGACGACGGCGGCGGCGGCCGCGUCGCAUCGUUAUAAUAUAAAAAGUUCUUAAAUAAAGCCUGUUGUGUCGAUCCAUAACAAGCCCUAGCGGGUUUCACAGUGAAUCCUAGACGAGUAACAGGGAGAGUUGAGGGGGUUUAACAGUGCUUCGUUAAUAAUACGUAUUAUAUAAUAAUAAAUUGAAAAAUCGUGAGUGAUAUGUUUGAACGCGUUAACGGGAUGGAUCGUUCCUAUCCUGUCUUUUGGUGUCCGGUGCUGCUCCCGUUGCCGGCGCUGCUUCAGCUUCUGGUGUAACGUGUGAAUUCGCCCAUUCUUCGGAUACGUGUGUACGAUGUGGUGUUCUUCGGCUACGGGCGAGCUACACUCUGCCAGUGGUGUAUACUACUACGGCUACUCGGACGUGCCGCAGUUUUAUCGGGAAGCACUUCUUCUUCGCCCUCGUCACUUCCUACCCGUAAUCGUUACGCGACCCUCCUGCAACCCCUGUGCUCGGGGUCACCAUCUUCCGGCUAGUGACUAGUGCGUGAUUUAUUAUAUAUUGUUGGUUAUUAUUCUUAUUAUUAUUACUUGUCAACGGGUCAGUGAGUGGUACGGCUAUAUUAUAUACGCGAGUGGGCCUAAAAUCAUCGUCUCCUCUCUCUCUCUUAACCUUAUACGUGUCACUGGAUAACCCCGCGGUGGCUCUUUUUUUUCUUCCUCAUCCUGACUCUUCAUACAGUCUUGUAACACCUUACACGUACACGCAGGGGAACGCACACGAGCACACACACUAUCUCUGUUCUGUUCCCUACGUCGCUCUUCUCCUGUCCCUCUGUCAUAAAAGUGCGUGCGUGUCUUCUUGUUCGACUCUCUCUUGGUUUUGUCAACUGGUGAGCGAGAGAGAGAGAGAGAGUAUGUGUGUAAGAUAUAAAGCAAGGGAGAGAUAGAGUAUCUCUCGUAUAUCCAGGAGCGUGCGAUUUUUCCACGUCUUGGCUGGCCUUUUAUACCUGGAGAGCCUGGCCGUGGCUCUUUCGUACCUAUAAUAUAUCGGUGGUGGUGGUGUGCGAUUGGGCGAGUUGUGUGUCGUUGUACAGUGCCGCCAAACGAUACCACAACAUCCGAUCCCAAAUGAAGAGUUCGGAGCAAAAUGGUUAGAGAGACACGUCACCUGUGGGUUGGAAAUCUGCCGGAAAACAUCCGUGAGGAUCGCAUAAGAGAGCAUUUCAAAAGGUAUGGACGCGUGCAGAGCGUCAAGCUGCUGCCACGGGGCGAAGAGUGCCCCGUGGACGGGAGUUCCGGAAGUACCCUUGGCGAUGGUAACGAGGGCGGUUCCGGUUCCGGUUCUGGGGGUGGAAGUGGUUCUGGGAGUACGACGAGCACCGGGGGUGCAUCAGCGACGGUGGCGUUCAUGGACAUCAAGUCCGCUGCGAAAGCACAUGCCACGGAACAUACGUUGGACGAAAGAGCCCUCACAACACAGUACUACGAGCCACAGCAUCUUCAGCAUAGGUUUCCCUCACACGGAAGUUCGGAGGAUCAUGGAGCCAGCGGGGGCGGUGGCAGUACCGGAGGUAGUGUCGGCGGCGGGGGCAGUGCCGAGGGUUUCGAGCCACGUGGUUCCCACGGGAGCUUCUACGGGAGCGAGAGGAGUAACCGGGUCGGCGGCGUCGGAGUCGUGGGACAUCCAGCGGCGGAGUCGACGGGCGACCCAGGUGGUUACAUACCACGCGGUAGACCACCACCAGGAGGCGGUUACCACGUGACCUCGACGAGGGCGAGGGAUCGGCUAUAUCCGCGAACAGGACCGUACGCGAGCGGACCACCACCACCUCACCUAGAACGUCAUCGCGGUAGUCUACCACCCUCGUCCUGGCCCAGCUACGAGUCGAGCGGCUCGAGAUACGGCUCGGUACCACCGCCGCCAACCCCAGCUGCCACGGACGCCUAUCAGGAAGAGACCGGCGGGGGUACCGGUGGUCCCGGUACCGGCGGUACAGGCUCGCUACGUCAGCACAAGAAACAGCGAAGAAAAUCACGAAGUGGUAGCAGCUCGCCGAGUGGGUCCAGCAGGAGCGGCAGCAGCAGCAGCAGUCGUAGCGGGAGCUCGGCCGGUAGCACUUCCGGUGGUAGCAGCUCCCCAAGUAGCUCGCCUCAUCGGGCUGGCAAUGCCGCCGUUACCGAAGACCGCAGGCCACUCGCUAUAUGCGUGAGGAACUUGCCGGCAAGGAGUAGCGACACCUCGCUCAAGGAUGGCUUGUUUCACGAGUACAAAAAACACGGGAAGGUCACGUGGGUCAAGGUUGUCGGCGCUGCCGGGGACAGGUAUGCUCUGGUGUGCUUCAAAAAGCCUGAGGACGUUGAAAAGGCUCUUGAGGUAUCGCACGAUAAGCUCUUCUUUGGAUGCAAGAUCGAGGUCGCGCCUUAUCAGGGUUACGAUGUCGAGGAUAACGAGUUUCGACCUUACGAGGCUGAACUAGACGAGUAUCAUCCGAAAGCCACCAGGACACUUUUCAUCGGGAAUCUCGAGAAGGACGUCACUGCUUCUGAACUUAGGAAACACUUUGAACCCUUUGGAGAAAUUAUUGAAAUUGAUAUCAAGAAACAAGGAGCUGUCUCCAGUUAUGCCUUUUGUCAGUACUCCGACAUCAGCAGUGUGGUCAAGGCUAUGAGGUCCAUGGAUGGAGAACAUCUUGGUUCUAAUAGGAUCAAACUAGGUUUUGGAAAGUCCAUGCCAACUUCCUGUGUUUGGGUUGAUGGUAUCGGAGAGUGCGUUUCGGAAAAGUAUAUAAACAUCCAGUUCCACCAAUUCGGUCCCAUCACUCAGGUUGUGGUAGACCGUGAGCGGGGACAUGCUCUGGUUUUCUUCGAUCAGAUAAGUUGCGCGCAGGCUGCCGUCAAGGAAAUGCGUGGGGCUACUUUCAGAGGCCGUCGACUUCAGGUCGACUUUGCCUCUAGAGAAUGUCAGGAAACCUUCUACGAGCACUUGGAACGUCAAGGCAUAGCUGGGGAAAAACCUUGGGACACCAGGCCAUCACCGGCAGCUACUUUUGAUGUCACGCGGGAUAGGAAUUUCGAACCGGUGGUCCCAGUGCCCAAUGCCGGAAGUAGGUUCACCAGGUAUGAAACACCUCCAAGAGCGCGGACGGCUAGUUACAGUCGGACACCGGGAGGCGGUAGCACGCCUGGGGCGAGUCCGGCUCACCCAACGGCGAUGUCUCGAGGUAGCCGACGCUACCAAACAGACCCCUACUACGAGAGUGACUACACCGAGCCAGUGCCACGUCGAUUCCGCAGCUACGACGAGUUCAGUCAGGGUAGCGGAGCGAGUCACGACGAUUACGACACCGGCGUCAUCGGGGACGUCAAACUCGCUGAGGACGACUGUCCACCACCUCCACGUCGGCAUGCCAUACAGAGCGUGGUGACCAGUGUAGAGCCACCAGCACCACCUCCACCUCUUCUACCACCUCCGGACAUCCGGCAUCUCCAAAAGGAGCGUGUCCAUCUUCUCGAACAACUUGAGGAGUGCCAUAGCAGCGGAGACGAGGGUUUUACCCCGAAGAAGAGGCCGAAGCUCGAUGCUGCUACUAUCCUCUGCGAGGAUGACGAGCCAGAAAUUGCGUCUCUCUUGGUAACAUCACACUCUGGGAGAAAGGGUAUGGACGUUCGGAGAGUCAGUGAUAGCAAACUCCUAGUCCAUUACGGUACCAAGAGGGGCAGCUGUGACAGCAGGGCGCCUGGUCCAUGUAAAAGGCGUCGGGACGCCAAUAGACAUCACGAGCAUCAUGAUGGCUCAAGACCCGGAACACCAUUGGUUGAUGAGCGACCAGAGAACCUUAUUCCAAGCGAGCCAAGGAGGUUUCGUGAACGUAGCCACGAGGGUCCACUUUCACUUCCGCUGCCCAGGUUUGCUGCUCAAAUGAUGAACAACAACAAUAACAACAACAACAACAAUAAUAACAAUGGAGGAAGAGCGACGAGUGCCUCGCUAGCGAAGGUAGCGAGUCCUCCCUGUACUACGAGUCUACCACCGGUCCCCAGCCCCAGGACAGCACCCCAACCACCAGCAUCGCCACCCCCGAGGCAUCCGAGUCCAAGUCCAACGAGUUCCGACAGCGAAACGGCACCACAGUCUCCAAGCCUCGAAGAGAGAAUACGGUCCCUCGAUGAGAAGUACGAGAAGUGGUCAGGAUCCCGUGCUCUGAGCGCAGCCGGCGGUGACGCUCUCGCCAAGCUGGAUGCCUCAGCCUCCGAGAGAUUCAGGUUUCGACACAAGCUUCUCGACCUGGACCUCCACGAGGUACAACCCUCUGACAUCGUGAAGUCAGUCCUGGCAAAGAGGAGUGUCUUCGAUGAGGACUCGAAACGCCUGGAAAACUUUAGCGAAAAGUACGAACCCCGCGAGUUCACUGGUGUCAUCGGUGUCGGUUCUAUGAUCGGCAGUGGGAGUCUCGUUGGCUGUACCGGAAAGGUCGGGCUUCAGUAUCCGUUUCCUAGUCAUCCACCGGUACAGGCCAACACGACAGUGGGUAGUAGCCUACUGACACCAGGAGGUACCACGACGACGACGACCUCCCCAUCCCUUUUGAACGUGUCGCCCGCAUUGAAGGGUGACUCUAGGACAGUUCACAAUUGCGUGCAUCCAAUCCCAGCAACACCCGUCACACCCGGUACCUCGAUAAAGACAGUGAGCCCCGAGUUACCCCCUGUGUCGUUGCCAAUUGGUGGCGCUAAUGCUAGUGCCGCGAGCAGUGACAGUGCCCUGAGUGCUUGUAGUGCAAGUGGCGGUAGUGUUCCCAGUGUCCAUAGAAAUGCGAGUAAUCCAGCCAGCAUUGGAAAUGCUGCAAUGGGUCCAUCCAUAACGCGGCUACCAAUCAAUCCGGCUUCGAUUCAUUCAUCUUCGAUAAGUACGACGACCUCGAUGACGAUGACGACGACGGCAGCGGCAACGACGUCUUCCACGACGAGUUCGACGUCUUCGAGUACGAGUGUCAAUGCUACGACGACGACUGCGGCGGCCGGAGUUGUAGCAUUGACGAACAACAAUUCUAAUUCUAUAACUGUGACGAGUAGCGCAAGUGGCGCCGCUCUAUUGGCGACGAGUGUUUCUAGUACUACGACGGCGACGACGACGCUAACGACUACACCUGGUAUAACGACUACGGCGACGAGUUCCUUUACUGGUACGAUCUCUAAUACUUUGACGACGUCAUCGGUAUCGAUCUGCGUCGUUAGUACCACCGGAGUUUUGUCCUCCUCAUCGUCGUCUUCGUGCUCAUCCUCCUCGUCGACUACCUCUUCGGUUGGCGAUAUGCCACGAGCGCGUCUCAGGAAGGACACCGGAAAUAGCUCACGAGAGAGUAGAGACUCGCGCGACAGUAGAGACGGUAGGGAUAAUAGAGACACUAGAGAAACUAGAGACGGUAGGGAAUCUAGACAUAGCAAAGGUAAAGAUGGCUCGAGGAGAUCGCGUAAGGAUCCGGAAGGGGAAGUGGAGAAGAGCCGUAAGGUUGAACGCGAGGAUAAGGACGAUCGGUUGAAUCCUGGCGGUGGUACCGAGUCUUCGGAGCCCGAAGCGCAUCCUCGUGACUUCAAGGACGCGACGAAUAAGGAGACCAAGUAUGAGAGGAAAGAACGGGAGGAGAGAGAACGGCGAGAAAAGGACGAGAGAGAGCGGCAAGAGCGGAGGGACAGGGAGGAGAGAGAACGGCAGGAACGUAAGGAACGAGAGGAACGCGAGAGAAGAGAGAAGGAUGAGGAGAGGAGAGAACGCGAGAGACUUGAGAAAGAGAGGUUUGAAAAGCGAGAGAGAGAAGAGAAGGAGAAGAAAGAGCGUGAAGCGCGAGAGAGGGAGGAGCGCGAAAGGAAGGAAAGAGAAGAGAAUGAAUUGAGAGAGAGAGAACGUAAGGAAAGGGACGAACGAGAAAGACGCGAGAGGGAGGAGCGAGAGAGGAGAGACAAGGAGCGUCUCGAAAGGGAAAGAAAGGAACGCGAAGAGAAGGAACGUCAAGAGAGGCGCGAGAGAGAAGAGCGCGAAAGGCGGGAGAGGGAGGAGCGCGAACGAAAGGAGAGGGAUCGACUGGAACGCGAGAAACAAGAAAAGGAACGUCUCAGGAAAGAAAAGGAGGAACAGGAAAGGCGAGAGAGAGAGGAACGAGAUAGAAUCGAGAGAGACAGACGACGUGAAAAGGAGGAGAAGGAACGCGUGGAAAGAGAAAGAAAGCGCGAGAGAGAAGAGAAAGAGAGGCUGGAGAGAGAACGACGAAAAGAGAAGGAUGAGCGGGAGAGGUUGGAGAAGGAAAAGCGCGAGAAGGAGGAGAAGGAGAAAAUGGAAAAGGAAAAGCACGAAAGAGAAAAGAGACGGGAACGCGAGGAGCGUGAAAAACGCGAACGGGAGGAACAAGAAAGAAGAGAAAAGGAAAGAACCAUCGAGAGGGAGAAGAGAAGAGAUCGCGAAGAGAAGGAUAAAACGAGAGAGCGCGAUGAUUCUCGAAGACCAACGGAAAAUCAUCACGUAACCAACAUGCAAAAUCAAACCUCUCCGGCACCUCUCUCGAUAAAACGUAGAGCUUCUUCCCAGGAUGCGCCGCCAGAUGACGCUGAUGUUAAACGCAUGAAGAUAUCGGAUCACAGAAGAGACAGUAAGGAUAGACCAAGACAAAAUAGAAGAUCCGAAGACAGGAAACACCGUAACGAGCAUCGUGCCAGUCGUGAGAGUCGCGAGGGUCGCGACAGCAAGGAAACUAUUCAAGACAGUCGCGACAGCCAAUCGCGUGAGAACCCCUCGCACUGCGACAUCUCGCGUGAGCAAAGUCGCGAGAGUCGAGAAAGCCGUGAGAGUCGGGACAGCAGAGAUCCAAAGGACAAGCAACGCAGUAGCAAGAAAAAUCGUCCGGAAAGAAGUGAGAAGGAAGCUAGAGAUCGCAGUCCAAGAGUCUCGCACGAGUCCGAUAAAGAGUUUCUUGCUAGGCUUGAACUCUCGAAGAGGAACGAUGAUCAGAACAGCAUCAGCCAUCAUUCUAGGGACAAUCAGUCCUCUCUAGGGCUCCAUAGUGACGUGGACGACGGUGUAUUGUCCAAUCACGAAAUGCAAAUUAUGAGGCAUCCAUCAGCUACGGAUACCGACAGUGAUGAACCCAAGAAACAUUCUAUAUUUGACAUCGUCGACGACGAGCCGGCCUACAUCAGUAUGUACGACAAGGUCAAGGCGAGAUCCACUAAGAAUAUGCAGAAACUGGAGGAAGAGAAGCGACAGGUACGUCUUCCCAAGGAUAAGUUCUCUCAACUUAAACAGAGUAGAGCUAGACGCGAAGAGAAGAAGCAGAGUACAUCCUGGGAUGGCGAUUCUGUAAGUAGUAAAGCCCUUACUGAGGAUGAGGCUACGUCUGAGUCGGAUUCGGCACGCGCGAAGUCCCUGUCCAGGAAGGGUUCCCGCUCGAGAAUUCAUUCGGACACCAGCGAAGAGGAGGAAUCGUUUAAUAGCAAGAUGCAUAAAGUGAAAAAUGAGCGAUUCCUGGAGAGCGACGUCGAUCUGGGUUUUGCUGAUACCGAGGAGAAGCAGAAUCCUUUGAAGUCAUCCAUGAACAGUAUACCCGGCAGUAAAGAGGAACCGAGAACCUCUGACGAUGAUGAAAGGAUACCCGUUGCAUUCCACAUUAACCAUCCUGUGAACAAUCACGAGCGAGACUCGCGCAAGAAGUCGCAUAAGAAGAAGCAGAAGCGACAAAAGAAUUCGAUAUCGAGCGAGGAAGGCGUGAAGCUGGAAGCUUCUGACAGUACCGAGCAUAAAAACAAGUCUAGUGUCAUUACUGGCUCUAUGGAAGGAUCCAAUUCUACCGAGCAGAACGUAGAGAGCGCUGAGGAGAGGAUGAGAGCUGACAAGAAACAGAGAAACAAGAAAGAAAAACGACGAGAGCGUAAUGGAGAGGAUAAGGUCAAGGCUAGAAGGAAGAGGCUCAACAGACAGGAAGGAAGAGACUCUCAAAGAAUGGAGGAUAUCUUUGGGCCCUUGUCUGACGUCGAUGAUCCACCACAUACCUUCUUCAAUAGACUUGGUAGUCUUCCUGCUGAUAAUACAUAUGCGUCUGACAGUGAGGGGGCUAGGAGUCCUGUCCUGGAAGUUGAGAGAGUGCGCAGAAAGACAGAGAAGAAACGAAGGCAUCAGGCUGAGGACGAGAACAGUGUCGAUCUGGCUGAAGCUGGUAGAGAAAUUGAAGCUAAACUCUUUGGGCUUUCUACCUCGCCUAAAGCGACUCCAGGUGAAGGACAUGAUCAUGACGUAUUCCGGUUUACAGAUGAUAAUGACAGUAUUGAACCAUCCACGCCGACUACGGCACCGGAAAAAGUUAAGGAGAAGAAGAAGAAGAGAAAGAAGUCAAAGGAGGAACGUUCCAGGAAAGACUAUCAUCAUCAUCACCACCAUGAGAAGUCAGGGAACCUACCUUAUCUGGGUGCUGAUUCUAGUCCACCUAGAGCUAGCAGUCCUAUAGUUCCAAAGAUGAUGUCCCCAACGUUGCCAAGUCCUAGGGAAGCUCUUCUAAGCCCUAUACCUAAAAUAGCUUCGAGUAUGUCAACGAUAGCACCAAUCACUCCAGUAAGUGGUGUCGGAAACAAACCAGAGAAGAAGAAGGACAAGUUUAUCCCAGGCUUUGGAACGGAUAUUGAUGAGACCAUCCACGAGAAUGCAGUAAAGAGUAUAUCCGAACCUGAAGAACGCGAGAAUGGUAGACAGUCGCGCAGCAGAGAUGAACCGGAAGUAGCAGCUCCAUCCACACCGCCACCUCAAGUGGAGGACAAGCCUCGUGUAGUGAUCUCCCAGGAGGAAACGGAGGAUGCUGUAGCGGCUCUGUUGGAAGAAACGUUUGGUGGUUCGACCGAAGACUUUUCUUAUGAGGGUGAAGAGGAAGCUGAGGGUGAUAGUGCCAGCGGACCCCAGGCGGAUGCGCCUCAGGAAGAUGUUGAAGAAAUGCAGCAAGCUGUGGAAAGUCUCAACGCUUCCGGUGAGGCGGAAACCGAUCUUAAGCCUGAUACACCGCAGAGCGAACAUGAUCUCCAGAUAGACACAGAUACGGAAGAAGAUCCUAAUUAUGAGUCAUUUGAUUUGACUCAACCACCCAAGACUCCAGAUAUACCAUCCUUCUACAAGUCGCCAGCUAAAACUCCAACAGAGAAGCCAGCAGAGACCAAAGUACCGAUCAGUCCUGCGAAACCUGCGAGCCCACCAAGUUCAGUCAUAGCUCAUUCGUGGAGUCUGGGUGAUCACAAACUACGUGAUGCCAAAGAUGAUCCUGAACCUACACAGGAGGUCAAACCAGUUCAUCGACCAUCUACACCACCCCCUCAGUAUAAACCAUCCUUGCUAAGUCCUUGCAGUGUACCAAUGCUGAACGAGACACCAAAGAUACCAGCAGCAAGUCCCCGUCCACCACCAGUCACUCAGCCGCUAUAUCAGAGAUUACCAGUGUCUCCACAAACUCAGAUGGUUCCUUUGAGACAAGCAUCACCAAGAAUGCAGAAUACUACGUCUGCAUCCGUUUUGACACAGCUACCACCCUUGGUGCCAUCAAGGAUACCACCAUUGAUACCGGCUCAAUUAUCACCAAGAGUUCCACAGCCUCUCUCGCCCAAUGGGCAGUGGUCUAGGAGUUCCGCUUUGAGUCCGCAUGUUCCUAACGCGAGCAAACCUUCGCCGUCACCUGCAAGACUCCCAGUCAGCGUACCUAUUUCGGCACACAGACCGGAUACGCCUGCACAGCAGAUCUACUCAACUCCAGCUACUCAGCAACCUGUCAUACAGCAUGCACCAGGAAUGCGAGCUCUGCAACCCAGCUAUCCCCGAGGAGGACUUCCGCCACUUACAUUGAAUAUUCCACCACGACCGUACAUGCCUGUACCACCACUGGCUCCAGGAUCGGUAAAGACUUCACGAGAUGCUACGUCUAUUGGAAAAUCUGUAAUUGAGACUCUAAUCCCUGUCAAUGCCAACGAGCCUCAGCGCCUGGAAGAGCCAAAAUUGUCACCAGCUGUUAUUCCUGAACCUUCUAAUAAGGCAUCGACGUCUCCCAAGGUGCCAUCUCCAAAUCAGCCACCGACGUACAUACCCGAAACUGCUAAGAUUGAGAUAAAUGCCAGUACCUCUAGUCCUGUUUUUGGCAAACCCAUCGGUCCAGAAACAUGCAUGUUGUCACCUAGGCAGCAGAAGCUAUCUGUCCUUACUGAUAACGAACUAUUGUCACCAAGACAAAAGCAAGAACUGUCGAAUUUGCAAUUGCUGACAACUCAUAUACCCAGGACUUCAGUUGCCAAUCCAGUAAUAAUGACAGUGUCGCGUGGACCACAGCCUCUCGUCCAUAGCUCUCUGCCUACUCUUAGUCCACCAUCUUCUUCGCCUCAACCACUUGUCAAAACAGUUGUACCAAUUGUUCCUCCAGUACCACCUAUUACACAAUGUAGCUUGGUAAUUCCACAAACUGCCGGGCGAAUGUCGCCAGUUCCUACCCAGAGGCAGUCUCCAGUUUCUCAAGGAAUCUUACUGGCCAAGCCUCACGUACCUCUUGUCUCAACUGUGUCGCAGUCUAUUAUAACGCACGCAGUGCCAGUUACUGUGUCAGCCUCAAUGCCUACCGUUGAACAAACUCCACAAAAAAUAGAAAGUCAUUUUGAACACAAUCUGCAACAUCUGGAACUCGAACCUCCGACUGUACAAGUUGGUCACAAUGUACCAACACCGCAACCAAUGCAAUUAACACCGCCAGUACAACCGACACAACCUAUAGAAGUUAAACAGACUGAACCUUUGGAACCUCUAAAACCUAUUAAAGUAGAAAAUAUUAAAGUGGAACAACCAAGUAGCGAAGUUGAAGUGAAACCGAAGAUCGAGAAACAAGAGUCUCCUGUACCAACUGAAUCACAACCAACUGAAAAACCAGUACCAGUAUCAACACCAACACCAGUUCUAGUGAAGCCUGUCGAACUCUUGAUCCCUAAAACAGAACCAGACUUAUCGGAAAUACCAGAACCCACUGUUGAGGUGAAACAGGAAGAGCCUCUUAAAGAGCCAAAAGUUGAGACGUACAAGAGCGAGGAACUAGAUCCAGAAGAAGAACCUGUGGAUCAUCUGAAGGAGCCUAGUACAGACCCUCUGGCUAUAGAUCCUGUCAAAGAAGACCCUACAGACAGUAAGGAGGACAGUGACUACUGGUCUGCCAAGGAAGUGAACAUAGAAAGCGUUAUCAAGAAGGUGGAUGCCUUAUGCGAUGGUGAAGGUAACGAGGGCGAGGAAGAAACGCAACACAGCCAGGAACUGAACAAUGACUCUCAUGAGAUAAGUAAGAACGAGAGUGACUGGUUUGAUGAAUCAGCUGAAGGAGAAGGGAAGAAAGAUGUUCAAAAUGAUGACCAGGAUGAGGGUGUGGAAACCUGUGAGACAGAAUCCACCAGGGCCCGCCGUGGAAGAUCUAAAGCUAGACGUGGUGCAGGUAGUCGAGGAGGUGUUACUACCAGGCGUGGUGGUAGAAAUGCAACCAAUGUUCCCCAUCGGCGUGGCGGCAGAACAGGAAGAGGAAGUAAACAUCACGUGGAGAAGAAACUUCCCGCGGAUGUCUAUGAGUUCCAUGAUGAUAGCGAAGAGGACAACGCUGGGAGACCCAGAUUAAUUCUCACCAUCAAAUCUCCAGGUCCUAACGUUGCUGGCUCAAAUGCUCAGCCAGCUACUCCAGUAGCAGCUGUUAAGGAGGUCCCACCAGAAGAAUUUAUAUCUCCCGCUGCCAAUACCAGAAAAUCCAGAAGACUAGCUGAAAGAGACGGCAGUCGUAACACAGUCGAUGAUGUUAUCGAGGAUGUAGUUCGUGGUUCAGCCGUAAACAAAACUGGUGCUGCUGGUGUACAUGCUACCAGACGUAGUACAAGACACAACAGUGCGCCAAGAGUUAAUCAGCAAGUUCCUCAGCAACCAGUAACAUCUGAACUACGUAAGUCACCUAGAGCAAAUCGCAAGGCUACAAGACGUACAUCCGAGACCAAUGACGACAGCAGCGAGGAAAAGACUAAGGAACCAGUACAAUCAGUGCUCCAAGAGACAUCGAAUAAGCAGCAUUCUCCUGUUUCUGAAGGAAACUUAAUAAAACAAACAGAAGAACCCAACAAGAUACCAUCACCAGCACAGAAAACAACAUCCUUGGAACCUAUGACUCUGAUAGACCCAGUCACGGGUAUGCUUAUUCCAAUGAGAGAAUCAGAAGAAGGUCAAUACAUUCCAGUAUCCAAUUCUGGCCAGACGAUCAGACCCACAACAGAACUUCAACAACCACCAACAAUUAUCGGCCAUCCACCUUCUGAAGCUCAAGAAGUUAAACCAGCGCCUCAGGCUGUUCCUGUCGUUGAGGAAUGUAAACCUAAACCUAAACCUGAACCAGUGAUUGCACCUGCCGUUAGCAUGGAACAACCUGUAUGCCAGUCAGUUACACCUGCAGUGACUCAGGCUCCUCAGGCGCAGCCGCCGGUACAGCCUCCGGUUCAGCCUCCGGUUCAGCCUUCGAUUCCGCCUCUGGUUCAACCGCAGACCAGUGUCAUCACCAAACCUCAUUCACCAGUGGUGCAAAUUACUGCGACUGUGGUUCAGUCUGUAACAACUGUUUCAAGUGUGGUUACCACGCAGGCUAUUACUACACCUUCUUGUGUUUCUCAGGCGAAGCCGACGAGUCUGAAGGCUCAUGUUCUGAAUGCAAGUAAACUUGGGAAUCCUAUAAAGCAACAGAUUAUCACAAAACCUGCCGUUUCUAGCCUGCCCAGUCAGACUAUCGUACAGAAUAUCGUGAAACAACCAGCACAGGCUAUCCAAGCUCUGCACCUAAAGAUACCUGGUGGAAGAGUCGUGUCACCAAGUCUUAGUCCCCGACUAAAACAACAAGUUCCAGAGAUCGUAGUGAAACAGGGUCAGCCUAUGUCGCCAGUGCUGAACAACGUGGUGCCACCUAAUCCUAAGCAACAUCUUCUCCAAGCCGCUAAACAACAUCCUCCUACCAUUGUGAAUCUACCACAGAAGUUGCCUAUUAAUAUUCAUCCAAGCAGUAUUGCCACUGCACCGGCUCAGAGAAUUCAUCAACCUCCACCGUCUCAGCCUGCUGCCCUGAAAGCAAUCAAUGGACAACCUCAUCCGCUCAAUCCUAAGGCGCAUCUUCUUCAGGCUGUUGUACCACCAAUUGUUACGGGAGCUGUAGCUAGUCCACCGACUCAGCCUCAUCUAAUUGGUCCACAGCCAGUUGUUACUGGUGCCAGCUGUUCAAGAUCAGCUGUACCAAAACCUCAGGUUACCGGUACAAUGGAACCUCCGAAGGUAGAAGUUUCCAUGUCAGGAUGCAUAAUGGUGCCUACUGCGAGUCCUCAGAGUCGCGCAGUAUCCAUAGCAGCAUAUGAAGCUUCACUGCAUGGUGCGGGUGCAGCUCCAUCACCAGGAGGUCAAUAUGGACUGGUACCUCCUCAUCGUUCCCAGAGUCCUCCUCUGCCCCCACCUGCCCAUCUUCAUGCUAAUGCUCCUCAGAGCGACGUGGUUAAUCAUUAUGGCGGGUUGGCACGUGGUGAACUACCACCUCACUAUAUGCAUCCUCAGAUGAUUCAGCAGUAUCAAUACCUACGUGCUCAACAGGAAGCACUCACUGCGCCGCCGAGAAUAGCAUAUCAUGUGCCUGGAACUAGAUCUCCGCAUCUACCUUUGGAUCCCAAGUUGGAGGCUGGUGGCGAUGAAAGUCAUAGUCCACCGCUGGAAUUGAGACGCACCACUAGAACACCUCAGGAUCGCACUACGGACAGUCCACAAGUAGCCCAAGUUUACAUGCUUCAUGGGAAUGCACGUUUACCUCCUCAGUACACCGGGAACAACGUGGCUCUUACUGGAGUUGCCGUGGGAGCUCGAGGUGGAUACUAUGAACCACCACCAGCUCAUAUCAGAUCUCAGUAUCCAAUGGCAGCUAGUGAAGCACCUACAGACAGAGCUAUCACACCUGACAGACCCAGAAAGCACCAGGUCGCCACUCCACCUCACGCGGCCCAGGUUCCACCACAGGCAGAUUCCCUGCUGAUGCUUCUGCAACGCUAUCCCGUCAUGUGGCAAGGUCUUCUGGCACUUAAGAACGACCAGGCUGCUGUACAGAUGCACUUUGUCUUUGGUAAUCCCAACGUAGCCAGGGACAGUCUACCUUGCAAUAGCGACGGAUCCACUCCACCGCUUAGAAUAGCCCAGAGGAUGAGAUUGGAGCAGACCCAAGUCGAAGGAGUUGCCAGGAAGAUGCAGACCGAUAACGAACAUUGCAUGCUACUGGCUCUUCCCUGUGGACGAGAUCACAUGGACGUACUCCAGCAAAGUAAAAAUCUCCAGACCGGAUUCAUAACCUAUCUGCAGCAGAAGCAAGCGGCAGGAAUCGUGAACAUCGCAGCACCAGGUUCUCAACAGGUGAGCCUUCAAAACAGCCUGCCUACGUGGUGCACAUAUUCCCUUCGUGUGACUUUGCAAACGAGAGUCUCGCCCGGAUCGCACCAGACCUUCUGCAUCGGGUCGCCGAGAUCGCCCACCUGCUCAUCGUAAUCGCCACCGUCUGAGACCAGUUGGUCCUUUGGAUUUCGCUCUGCUACAAUCACCACGUUAACGAGAACGACCGAGUGUCUUUCCCGUCCUGGCAGCUGGAUGCUUUUUACGCGGCAUGAAGCCCAGAGUAUCCUGUGUCACGGAGAAAUAACCAGAAACGUUAAACCAGAUGAAAUACAGACAAACCUAUGGGGAGGAGUCAACGAAUCGUCCUCGAUGACAACAGUCAGGAAUACCCUCUCGUUGUCCACCCUUGUUUGACAAUCAAAUUGAGAACCAUUAAGUUACCGCGUGCACUGGAUCUACGUCAGACUGUAGGCCUAAAUGGAGCGAUGGGGUUUCUGUACGGAAGAGGUUAGCAUAACGAGUAUAUCCAUAUGCGUACCUCUUCCGUUAAAACAUUUGGCAUUAAUAUAAACUCCACUUGUAGUUGCUAUUAAGCCAAAUCCACUGACACAGUUUGUGGGGGGCGACCGACUUCACUCUUGGUCUCUCCGACAAGUGAGUCAGGAAUGUACCCCAUUGCUCCACGAAGCCAUCGACGAACAUUCAACUAAAGAGCAAAAAAUAAAAGAAAGUGAUUGAGAAAGGGGCACAAGAGAGGACACUAACAGGAUAACGACAGGCGCGUCCAGCACUCGUCUCCAUCCCGAGUAAAUGCGACAUCGGGAUUUUACAACUGAUAAAACUGAUUAGUAAGAACACCGUUAGACACUUACAUUAUUCAUUGACAUGACGCGAGGGAUAAACGUAAAGAAAUCGUAUAUGUGUAUAUAUAUGUAUAUAGAUAUACAUAUAUAAACAUAUAUAUAUAGAAAGUGAGAGAAAGAAAGAUACCAGAUUUACAAGCGAGAGAGAUUAAAGGAAAGAAAGCGAUAAAAAGUAUGGAAGUAAAUUCUACCUAUACGCGAAGCUACUUUGUAAGCCUAGACUUUAAUAUUGUAAAUUAAGUGAGCCAGCGAGGGCAUAACUACUGUGAUUUUAAUUAUUUAACGAUAUCUGCAUAAAAGGAAAAAAAACAACAUUAAGACCUGUUUCUGGUCCGCGCGAUAUGUGAUGUGUUUUUGUAUAAUAUUGCUCUAUAUAAAUACCUAUGUACUAUAUUACUUCUACUAUUAUCAUCAUCAUUAUUAUUAUUAUUAUUAAUAUUAUUAUAUCUGCUACUAUUACUACCGUAACGACAAGUUGAUAACGACGACGACGUCACCAUCGCCGCCGUCCUCGUCGUUGUUCACUGUCGAUAAAGUAAAAAUGGUAAAGGAAAGAAAAAAAAAAUAUAAAUUGUCGCCGUCGUCGCUGCCGCCGUUUAAAAAGCUGCCGCCACCGCCGCUGCUCCUGUCAAACUAGAAAGUAAAUUUAAUCUAGAAGUUCCCUAGACGAAGAAUUGAUGCUAAGGACUAUGCCUCCCCUACCCCGCUCCUCGAACAACCCCCGGAGUAAUGUAGCGAUUAUCCCUAGUGUAUCAUAAAAUUCCCCUAGCAGGAUGUAACAUAUUAUUAUGCCUAGCGUUAUGUACAUUAUAAAAGAUUUGUAAUAUUAAUUACUAUUCAUUUAUUAUUAUUAAUUAAUAUUAUUAUCCGCUAUUAAUUAUUAUUAAAAGUUAUUACACGGGCUAGCUAGAAUGUACCGACCUGCACGUUAACGGGGCUUAAAGAAUGUCAUACCGCUUUCGAGUAUGAUCGAUCUCAUUGACCAUUGACGCUGCCCCAUAACGAUUGACACUUCCAUCCUUGAUUCCUGACACUGACUUUUUCUGUAAAAUAUAUGCACGUUGAUGCAUUGACAGUUGAGACUGACGGAAUUGACACUGACAGACAGACAUACGUAUAUAUAUACUCUCUCUUACACCCAUCUACAGGACGCAGUCGUAACUUACACGGUACAAAGAAAUACGAUUAUAAUGCACUCAACACGGAGACACAUAACACGCUGAGAGAAAGAGUGAGUGAGUGAGUGAAUGAGUGUGAGAUAGAGAGGGAGAGAGAGAGAGAGAGACGCGUCGCGAGCCACGCGUCCCAACGACAGCCUCGAUAAGAGGACCGCGUUAAAAUAGACUCUUUUUAGAAUUGUGUCCAAGAUAAUAAUGCGCUUAAGUGUAUAGAGAAAGAGAAAAAAAAACAGAUGAAGUUACACUAUAUCACACAAAGCCCUGAAAAGAAUAAAAGUAAAACAUAAGUAAUUACCUAUUUACAAUAUUAUGCUGCUGCGCGUAGGGGCGCACGCCUCUAGAGAGUAAACGACGAGAGAUGGAAAAAAAAAUCGAAGGAAAACAGUCAUGUAGAAAUAACUAGGGAUGGGCGGAAUGUACUUUUGGGACUUGAUUUUUGUUAUCUUAUUUUUUUUCUUUUCUCUUUUUCUUUUACUUUCAAUUAGAAACGAGCCUGCGGCUUUGCGUUUGCGAUUGAAAUCUUAUCUUUGGCUUCUGUUUCUUUAUAUUUGCUCUUAUUCUUCUUUUUCGAAUUUCUCCUCUUCUCUUCGUCUCGGUGACAAAACUAAUACGGUGGAUCGUUCUGAGAAUGAAAAAAACAUGUACUCGACCGAUUGUCCUUCAACGCGGACUGAUGAAAUCUUCGAAGGCUCGACACGAUGACGAAGGGAGAUCAAUACCGAUUUCUUCAUGGGAUCAGGAACGACGAUAUCUUGCACGAGAAGACGAAAUACGAAGUAGAAAGAAAAGCGUUUUUCGUUUUGGUGAGGAGAGGAGAGAGUCGCUUUGCAGUUUCAUUGCUGAUACGCCUGACCUGUAAAAGAGAUCUAAUUCCGUUUUCAAUGGGCCACACAUGAAUCGAUUACGUAGGUAGGAAAGAUAUGAAAAGAUUAACAAAAAAAAAAUAAAGUAACGGUGACAAUUGGUACUAAUAAAAUAUUACCGUAUAAGGUACUACAUUUGGCAGCGAUUCAUGUAUCAAAAACGAGGCGUAUAUGUACGUAUUAUAUGCCUAUUCCGCCUUCUUGUUAUGGUUGUUGGUACAUGGAAUAAUAAGAGGAAUAAGAAGUGGACGGGGAGAACCGAUAAGAGUAAUAAUAAUAUUAAUGAUAAUCACGAUAACAACUCGCAAAGACUUCCGGCCAAUUUAGUAACAAAACCUUAUCUUGCUCCUAUGUGAAAAAUAAUGGUACGACUCUUUCUGUUCCAUCCCUAAGAAGGAUAGGUUGGAAUGAAAAAUGAUGGCAUAAAAUAAAAUGGGGAAAUAACUUAAAUAUAUAGUAAGAUAGCGCGGAUUACUUGUGGGAGCGUAUGCGUGUACAGUGUAAAAGAUGCGUUGUGCAUAUGUACAGUGUAGAGGUAUAAACAAGCAACAAAACAGAUAAAUGGAGAAAAAGA
Molecule: messenger RNA, 18158 nt
Organism: Cephus cinctus (wheat stem sawfly)
Lineage: Eukaryota; Metazoa; Arthropoda; Insecta; Hymenoptera; Cephidae
Product: protein split ends
Exons: 11
Coding region: 1403-14833 (4476 amino acids)
Biological process (GO): regulation of transcription by RNA polymerase II
Cellular component (GO): nucleus
Molecular function (GO): mRNA binding
Source: RefSeq, a predicted model, not a curated record